Colletotrichum higginsianum IMI 349063 is the source of this 819-nucleotide messenger RNA. RefSeq names its product Metalloendopeptidase. The record is from RefSeq and is a predicted model, not a curated record. The transcript has a single exon. The coding region runs from base 1 to 819 and encodes 272 amino acids. NCBI's taxonomy places the organism in Eukaryota, Fungi, Ascomycota, Sordariomycetes, Glomerellales, Glomerellaceae.
AUGAGGCUUCCAACCUUCCUGCUCCUGGCCCUGGCCCCGCUGCCUCUCCUGGCCGAUCUCAACGCCUACGAGAUCCUCAUGUUCUUUGACAUGUACCGCUCCGACUAUGACCAGAACGGCUCCGACUGCAAGAUCGCCAAGGGUUGCAAGGACUGCGACUUUGAGGGGUUCAUCCUCCACAUUGACCGUCUGAAGACUCUCUCCGGCGUGAGCGGCCGCAUCUCAGACAUGAUGAACCCCGGGCUCAGCGAGAUCGAGGAGUGGCGAGAGAGGAACGACCUCGUCUAUGACGCCAAGAAGCUCCUCGGCGGCCUCUGGCGCGACGGGGACGACAGCGCCCGGCCGGGACACCCGACCGUCAUCGAGCGCCUCGUGGACAGGAUGACGGUGCUCCGCGAGACGGCGGAGCCCAGCCGGCUGGGCAAGAUCACGGCCGCCAUGGAGUACGCCCACUACAGCCGGCGGCGGGCCCAGGCGGACGACAUGGUCACCUUCAUCAACGGCCGCCUCUCGAGCAAGCGGCUGGGCUCGUCCAAGACGCAGACCAUCUCCUUCCUCGGCGGCCAGUUCGCCGAGUUCGACUCCCAGGCCACCAUCGAGUCCGUCCAGCUGACCAAGAGGGGCGCCAUGCGCGACGAGAUCGUGGCCAUCGCGCGGGACAUCAACAGCGGCUCUGUCUCCUCCACCAGCGCCUCCAAGAGGAGGGAUCUCGAGGGGUUUCAUCAGCUUUCCAAGCGGGAAUUCGGCGACGGCAUGGUCGUCAUGUCCCUUCAGAGGGGCUUGGACACGCUGAAAAUGCCCGCCAGGAAGAAGUGUUAA